CGCGAGCUAGGAGUUGCGGUGGGGAAACAAACUUUGCCCGGGAGAUGUCUCCAGCUCGUCCUUCCCCGGAGCCUGUCAGAAACAGUCUGAUAGAUGAUGCGAAGGCCCGCUUAAAAGAGCAUGAUGCCGGGACCAGAUAUUCUCAUUUGUCGUAUGACAAAUACUCUGUCCUUUUACCGUUGCUGGUGAAAGAAGGAAAACUCCAUUUGUUGUUCACCCUCCGGUCAGAGAAGCUACGCAGGUCUCCUGGAGAAGUUUGCUUUCCUGGAGGCAAGUGUGAACCCACAGAUGUGGAUGAUGUGGCCACGGCUGUCCGGGAAGCCCAGGAGGAAGUGGGGCUGUGCCCCCGUCAGGUGGAGGUCGUCUGCCGCCUGGUGCCGUAUCUGCUUGAGAGAGAUACGCUGAUAACCCCCGUUGUAGGAUUCAUAGACCACAAGUUCCAGGCCCAGCCCAAUCCCGAUGAGGUGAAGAAGGUGUUCCUGGUGCCUCUGGAAUAUUUCCUGCAUCCGCGGGUCUACCACCAGAGUCACAUGACAUUUUCUGGCCAUGAUGUUGUUGUUCACUGCUUUGAGUACAGACAUCCUGAAGAUGGCGUCACCUACCAGAUCAAGGGAAUAACGGCGAAACUUGCCCUGUUCGUUGCCUUAAUUAUUUUGGGGAAAAAACCCACCUUCGACGUUGAAUUUAAUCUCAGCGAUCUAAUGUCAUCCUCUGAAGAGAUCUUCCUGAAGCGGCAUAAACGUGCUACAAGCAAGUUAUGAUUUGUGAGACGAACAUCCAGAUAACUAAGAGGAUUUGGUGUGUGCUUAUCCACAAGGACAACAAUAACGCCAGCUGUCGGAAAUGGACGGGCGCGAGUAUCGUUCCCACAGUAUGAAGGUAAAAGAUACCUUGCCUUUUUCCCACUUGCCCUCUAUGACCCGAAAGAGCAAAACGUCUUUCAAAAGUGGAAAAAUGUGAG
Prionailurus viverrinus (fishing cat) is the source of this 961-nucleotide messenger RNA. RefSeq names its product nudix hydrolase 7 (gene NUDT7). The record is from RefSeq and is a predicted model, not a curated record. The transcript is spliced from 4 exons. Gene Ontology annotation, molecular function: acetyl-CoA hydrolase activity; magnesium ion binding; coenzyme A diphosphatase activity. The coding region runs from base 45 to 761 and encodes 238 amino acids. Lineage: Eukaryota; Metazoa; Chordata; Mammalia; Carnivora; Felidae. Gene Ontology annotation, biological process: coenzyme A catabolic process; nucleoside diphosphate metabolic process.